Molecule: messenger RNA, 1215 nt
Organism: Trichogramma pretiosum
Lineage: Eukaryota; Metazoa; Arthropoda; Insecta; Hymenoptera; Trichogrammatidae
Product: ankyrin-2-like
Exons: 1
Coding region: 1-1215 (404 amino acids)
Molecular function (GO): protein binding
Source: RefSeq, a predicted model, not a curated record
AUGAUUAUUUCUGAAGUAAUGUGUCUUCGUUAUAAUCAAGAAAAAGUAGACCGAUUGCAUCGUUUACGCGAAGACGUCAAUUGGCUUGUCGUAUCAGAGCGAAAUGACUUUCUUGUUUACCUGGAGCCUAUCAUCAAUGACUGGCACAACCAACUACCAAAUCUUCUAGACAUAUUUAGGCCCGAAGAAAUAGAACUUCUUCUAUUAGACUGCAUGAACAAUCCAAGUCCAAGCGACGAGGAAGUUUAUCUAGGGGAGUUGUUCAUCGAAUUCGUAGCUCGCUGCGGAUACCAGGAUUCGCUUUACGCUAUCGAUGAGAAGGACAAGCCGACGUCGCGACGUACCACACCUCUGCAUCUCGCAGCCAGAUGCACUUUUUACAACAGAAAUAGCAUGAUUCCACUGCUUUUUAAAAUAUACAACAGAUUCGACGUGAACUACGACGAAGAUGGAUUAACGCAUUUUCACGUGGCCUGCGAGUACGGCUGUGUCGACGUCGUUAAAAACUUUCUCGAGCGCGGCCAGGACCCCGAUUGUCUCGUACCAGGAACUAACGAUUCGCCGCUUCAUCUAGCCGCGAAGAACAGUAGCAACAAGAAGGUCAUCACUUUGUUGUUGAACAGAGGCGCAGACUCGCGUCGGGCAAAUAGCCAGGACACGACACCUAUCCACAUCGUGUGCAGGUACGACGAUGAAGAAGCGUUGCAGAUGCUAUUCGAGAAUGAUCAAGGUGGGCUGUUGGAGGCGAUCGAUAUCCAGGGCACGUUUGGCUGGACACCAUUGCACACGGCACUGCUUUACGCCAACGACAACGUAGCCAGGUGGUUGCUGGAAAGAGGCGCCGACGCUAACUCGACCAACGGGCACGGGGAAACGCCUUUACGCGUUAUCUGUAAGAGACGCAAUAAUUACAGUGACGCGGUCAAAGUGUUGUUCGAAAUAUGCGACAAGGUCGGCCAGGUGAUGCAAGUCGAUUCCAGAAACAACGAGGGCCUGACACCGCUGCAAGAAGCCGUAGUCAAUUUAGCGCCGAGAACUGUCGCUGUACUCUUGAAUCGUGGGGCCGAUCUUUCUAGUUUCGUUUUCCCGACUGAGGAUCACUUCACUAAGAGCUUUCGAGUAUGGCGUCACGAAUACGAUUUUAAAUUGCAGCUAGCCGCUGGCCUGCUGUGCGUCGUCGAACAGCUCGAAAAAAGAGGAUACAGACUGGGUUGA